This is a messenger RNA of Aspergillus brunneoviolaceus CBS 621.78, 1479 nucleotides long. RefSeq names its product FAD/NAD(P)-binding domain-containing protein. Gene Ontology annotation, biological process: secondary metabolite biosynthetic process. Gene Ontology annotation, molecular function: FAD binding. The transcript is spliced from 3 exons. The record is from RefSeq and is a predicted model, not a curated record. Bases 1 to 1479 code for a protein of 492 amino acids. NCBI's taxonomy places the organism in Eukaryota, Fungi, Ascomycota, Eurotiomycetes, Eurotiales, Aspergillaceae.
AUGGCCAUCGAAAUCGCCAUCAUCGGCAGCGGCCUCAUCGGCACGCUGCUCGCGCUGGGGCUCCUGAACCGCGACUCCCCGCACCUCCGCAUCCAGGUCUACGAGCAGGCGGCGUGCCAUCGCGAGCUGGGCGCAGGGAUCGGCUUCACGCGGGCGGCGCGCCACUGUAUGAUGCGGCUGGACCCGCGGCUGGACGAGUGUCUGCGCGCCGUGGCGACGGAGAACGGCGAGCCCGACGACCCAGACUACAACAUGCGGUUCGUGGACGGCUACCACACGUACGUGGACGACGACAACGACCAGCCCGUGGGCAUCGAGGGGAAGGUCUACAAGCUGUAUGCGGGGCCACGGGGGUUCGAAGGGUGCCACCGCGCGCAGUUCCUGGAGGAGAUCAUGAGGCUGAUGCCCGAGGGGGUGGUGCAGUUCGGCAAACGGCUGGAGAGGUACGAGUAUCUGGAGUCUGGGAGGAUCCAGCUGGUGUUUGGGGAUGGGAGUGUGAGGGAGGUCGAUGGAGUCAUCGGCUGCGACGGCAUCAAAUCGCGCGUGCGCGACCUCAUGUUCCCCAACGCCGACCACCGGCCCCGCUACGCGCACCAGCUCGCCUACCGCGGCCUCAUCCCGAUGGACCAGGCCAUCGCCCAUCUGGGCCGCCACCGCGCCCUCCUCCAGCACAUGCACUGCGGGCCUCACGCCCACGUCCUGCACUUCCCCGUCGCCAACCAGAAGCUGCUGAAUGUGGUCGCGUUUGUCCCGGACCCCAAUGACUGGGACGUGUCGAGCUUCACCGGCGCAGCCACCACCACUGCCACCCCAAUCGAGGAAACCAUCACCACAACAACCACCACAACCACAACCAGAAGCAAAAGCCCCAGCCCCAGCCCCAGCCCCAGCACACUGACCAACACCCCCACCCCCAAUCUCAACCCCCCCGAAUCCAAAAACUGGACCCCCUUCCUCCGCACCCUCCUCACCCUCUUACCACCCACACUAACCCAAUGGCCGAUCUUCGACCUCUACAACCACCCGCCACCCACCUACGCGAUCUUCCGCGUCUGCCUCGUCGGCGACGCCGCACACGCCGCAUCCCCGCACCACGGGGCCGGGGCGGGGGUGGGGGUGGAGGACGCCCUGGCGCUAGUUACCGCCCUGACGUGCGCGGAGGCCGACAUCCUCUCGGGCAAGCUGACGACGCCGCAGGCGCUGGAGGUGGCGUUCAAGGCGUACUCGGAUGUGCGGUAUAAGCGGUCGCAGUGGGUGAUGCGGAGUAGUCGGGAGGUGUGUCGGGCGUACGAGUGGGAGCUGUUCGAGGGGCAGGAGGGGGCCGGUGGGGAGGUGACGGCGGAGACGGGGAUGAUGGGCCGGGUGUUUGAGGAGAUCCGGCGGCGGACGAUGACGGUGUGGGGGUUGGAUGUCGAGGGGAUGGUCGGCGAGGUGCAGGGCCAGUAUUGGCGCGGGACGUGGGGUAAUUCUUGUUUUUGA